Molecule: messenger RNA, 765 nt
Organism: Lycium ferocissimum
Lineage: Eukaryota; Viridiplantae; Streptophyta; Magnoliopsida; Solanales; Solanaceae
Exons: 2
Coding region: 1-765 (254 amino acids)
Source: RefSeq, a predicted model, not a curated record
AUGACCGUGCCUAAUGCAAAAGCAAGACCUACAGUUCUUACUUGGAAUGACUUUGUGGAUGCAUUCCGUAUGAAAUAUGUCCCUCCUUUCUAUUGUGAUGCAAAGAAGAAGGAGUUUCUGGAUCUAGAGCAAAGGAGUAUGUCUAUUGCAGAGUAUCAACAAAAGUUUCUCAGGCUUUCUCGUUAUGCUGGAGGUAAUAUCUCUGACGAAAAAGAUAAAUGCAGGAGAUUUGAAUAUGGGUUGAAUGACUCCAUCCGAAAAUCUAUGGCGGUCCUACAACAUGAUAAUUUUGACAAACUAGUUUCAGCUGCUCUUACUUGGGAAAGAAUCGACAAGGAAGAAGCUAGUAGAAAUGAGAACAAGUCCAAAAAAGCUAAUUCAGAUCAUGGAGCCAUUGUGUUUGCUUUGAAAAUUUGGAGGCAUUACUUGUAUGGAGAAAAGUGUCAUAUAUUUACUGAUCACCAGAGCUUGAAAUACUUAGGUACACAAAAGGAAUUAAACUUGGGACAACGUAGGUGGCUUGAACUCAUCAAAGAUUAUGAUUGCAUGAUUGGCUAUCAUCCGGGUAAGGCCAAUGUGGUUGCAGAUGCUUUAAGUCGCAAAUCUUUUGCAAGUUUAUCUCUAAGUCCAUUGCCUUUGUUUCCUGAAUUAAGAGCCAUGAACGCUUGUCUUGCAUUUAAUUCUGAUGGUUCAAUUUUUGCUAGUUUGCAAGCCAAACCAAUCCGUGAAAUUAGUCAAAGAGGUUCAAGAUGGGAAACAGCUUGA